AUGUGGGACGUGUUUGGACAAGGUAUUUUUAUGACAGACGGUACGGUGUGGAAGAGAUCUCGACAUGCUAUUUCGACCAUAUUUACCAACAAAACCUUCAAGAAUAUUAUUGAGCCACACACAGAGAAAAGCUUGGAUGGGCUCACGAAAGAGUUACAAGCAGCUGCUGAAGAAAAUGGCAGUAUCGAUUUUUGCCAUCUUUUUCAUCGUUUUACAUUGGACUCAUUUGUUGGCAUGACAUUUGGGAAGGAUUUGGGCAUUGUUGGCACCGAAUACAGCGAUCAAUCGGGAUUAGGACCUGCUAAGGCUACCUACUCAGCCACCUCGUUUGUCAAGGCGUUUGAUUUCGCACAAGAUCAGAUGGAUUUUAGGAUGGCUGUUUUGUCCGGAUGGAAGCUGAUGGAAGCGCUUAAUGGCUCAGGAGAGCAGAUGAAAAGGUCAUGUCGCGUGAUCGACGAUUUUGCUUACUCCUUGAUUGAUGAGCGAAUGUCUCAAUCAUCUCACAAAGUUUCUUCUGAAGAUGAAGAGUCAUCGUCAAAAGACCUCUUGGCACUCUUCAUGAAUGCUCGUGACGAGCGCGGAGGUGGAUUGGGUCGUAUCGAAUUGAGGGAUACUGCAAUGAAUCUAAUCUUUGCUGGUCGGGAUACCACCGCGCAAACAUUAUCAUGGGCAUUUUUUCAUUUAUUAAUGAACAAGGGUCUGAUUUCGAAAGUGCGAGAGGAAGGAAACGAUAUUUUGGGCGAGGGAGAAGGCAGUCGAAGAGGAGUAACAUACGCCAAUCAUAAGAAAUUUCUUUGGUCUCAUGCAGUUGUGCUCGAAACCCUCAGGUUACAUCCAAGUGUUCCAAAGAAUGGUAAGAUUGCUCUGUCAGAUGAUAAAAUUCCUGGAGGACCACUUAUUCAGGCCGGCGACAUGGUUCGAUGGAGUGAUUGGAAAAUGGGUCGAGAUGCUGGAAUCUGGGGGCCUGAUUGCGCAGAAUUCAAGCCCGAUCGUUGGAUUGAUGAGAAGGGUAGCAUGAAGCAAUUCGGACAGUUCAAAUUUCACGCUUUCAACGGUGGACCAAGAAUUUGUUUAGGGAUGAAUCUUGCGAUUUUUGAAGCUGUAAAAGUGAUUGUUGAAGUUUUUAGAAGCUUCGAGUUGGAAUUCGCCGCUGGGUGGUUAGAAAAUGUUCCAAAAAGCGAGUUCAUAGAGGGCAUCGCUGGUUCUUAUAGGGUUCCAAAGUACAAGGCUUCCAUCACUUUACCAAUGGAAAAUCCUAUGAUGAUUUCUGUGAGGAAUUAUGGGGCUUGA
Messenger RNA from Puccinia graminis f. sp. tritici CRL 75-36-700-3, 1290 nucleotides. RefSeq lists its product as uncharacterized. The coding region runs from base 1 to 1290 and encodes 429 amino acids. NCBI's taxonomy places the organism in Eukaryota, Fungi, Basidiomycota, Pucciniomycetes, Pucciniales, Pucciniaceae. Gene Ontology annotation, molecular function: monooxygenase activity; iron ion binding; heme binding. The record is from RefSeq and is a predicted model, not a curated record. The transcript is spliced from 8 exons.